AUGUUGACAGCAUGUGAGGCGGGCGAGAUAAUCGCACUGCUGGAGGGCCGCGACGCCUUGGACACUUUUGCAUCUCUCUUUACUACUGUUCGCGAACCCUGGCUUGUGCGUGGUCUUCUCGCGUACCAUGCACGUACUGGCUCCGCGCGCGCCCUCCAACUUCUGGCUCGAGCGCCCGACGCGCACGCACGCCACCUUCUCGACGCACUCGCCGAACAGCUUCACGCCGAGCGACUAUCACGCCACCACGCUCUAGCCGCUCUUGCGCCUUUGCUGGCUCGCCGGCCAGUUUGGCUGCAUCGCUUCCCGGCACACCCAGCGUCAAGGGACCUCCUGCGCGCUGCAAGACGUGAACGUGACCCUCCUGCCUUAUUGCACGCGUUACUUGCGCUCGCGGCGCUGCUUCCCGCCGAACCGACUCUUGCGGCGACGCACUGGCCGGAACUUACCGAUGCGUUACUUCGGCCGGCCGCGUUAGAGCCUCCACCGGCGCCUCCUGUCCGCGAUCACUUGCAGUUAGCGCAAUUGGCGCUAUUCCACGCUCUCUACGCGACCUAUCCGUGCACGCUGGUCGAGAUGCUCCGCGCCGAAUGUGCGACAGGCGCGGGUCCUCGGGAUCUUUGCGAGCGCGCUCUCGCGCCGCUACUUCGUUCUGUUCGGCUACAUCCACACCUUGUAACGGGAUCACGACAGCGGGAAGCGGACCCGUCUCGCUGGACACGCCUCGAAGUGCACGACGUGCUGGCUGAAGCCCGACGAAUGUCGUCUCGCACUCGUGAUCAUCGCGAUCCGCCAGAUGAACGAGCCUCCUGUCCCGCUCUCGAACCCGCCGCAUCUUUCUCCCCGGUGCCCGGGUCAGGGGCACAUGUCGCGCGUGCAGCGUCUGGCCUUCGCCCUGGCGCCGAACCCUGGUUUCCGCUCGUCGAUCGCUGCGGGGCGGAAUCUGCGCCGAACACGCCGCUUCCCGCCGAACCCGAGCCCGUUGAGCCCCCGGAGGCGGCGGUCGAGGCGACCCCAGAGAACACACCUGCGAAGGAAACCCGCACCCAGUUUCGAUUCCCGAGCGAUUCAGGUGCCGUGCGCGCCAUAGGACGACGCUCCCAGCCGCCGUCGCCAUUGCGAAAGGAGAGCUCGCCGCCAGUUGGAGCUGCACCUAGUGGCGGGGACGCUUACGUUGGACGCCUCGCUCGUGUGGCGCUGGAGCGUCGAGCUGCAGAGUCGCCGGUGCCGUUUGGUGCUUGCCCUCCGUCAGGCGCAGCUCUGCCGCGACCGGAGCCAAGCCGUGCGAGCGCCUCGACCGCUGACUUAGAACCGCUCAACGUCGAAGAUCGCGAAGUUCUGGAGCUAACGCAGCGAGCGCGCGCUGACAGCGCUUGGGGCGCUGUCGAAGCGGGUGGGCCAGUGUGUCGCGACCCUCGCAUUUCUGCGCCCCCUCCUACACAGCCUUGUGACCGUCGAACUGCGGGGACUUCUUUACACCGUCCAAACUCCUGUACGCCGCGCGUGCGCGCCGUACGAACCUGCGAAGCGGCCGUGCAAACCGUGGACACGUGGCCUGAACCCUACGAGUUCUUAAUCGCAGACUUCUUCCGCGCUCUACCGGACGAGGAGCGCAAACAGAUAACAAAUGAGAAGACUGUGGAGGCAGCUGGCCCAUGCGAGAGGCUCGACCAGUACCUAACGGAGCUAUACACGGGCAGACGCGAUACCAGCGCUGCUGAGCUGACCGAGCAGCUGGCUCUCGUGCACGCCCAGCUUAUGUAUGAACGAUGGAGACGAGAGGCGCAUGCUGAGCGUAAUCGCCGCUUACUCGGGCGCUGCCGCCGCACACGCAUCCUUGAAUUACAGUACUCUGCGCUGCGUGAUCGCCUUGGUGCACUGCAGCGCGAACGAGACGAAUUGGCGUCGCGACCACACCGCGAUCCGCCCCAAGUCACACCUGGUCUUUCUGCCGUCGCCGCGGAACGGGAAAGGCGCCUCGAGAUGGCGCUCGCCGAAGAGACUGCCGCUAAACUGCGCGCCGAAGCCGCUCUGAAGGAAGCGGAAGCGCAGCGCGCCCUAGAUGCGGCCGAGCUGCGCCGUUCGCGGGGCGAGUCCUUUGAAACCGCUCGACACGUUGAGGCCCUCGCUCGCGCCGCUCUCGCUGCAGAACGACGCGCCGAGCAUGUGCGAAGACUGAGGCGCGAACUGCUCGUGCUCGCCGAGAGGGAGGCGCGUCUCACGGGAGCUGUGCGCUCAGCGGCUAGCGGAGGAGGCGCCGCGGGAAUUGCCGAAGCGGAGAGAAUGGCCGGUGAGGAGCGCGCGUUAAAGGCGGCCCUGACGCGGGCCGAAAGCGAAGCCGAAGCCGCUUGCGCUCGCGCAGAGGCGGCCGCCGCGCGCGCUCAUGAGCUCGAAAACGCUUUGGCCGUACGCGAAGCUGCCGUUCUAGAAACCAAAAGGGUGGCGCGACACGCGGCGGAGGAGCACGCCACGCGACUGCGCGCCUUGCAGGACAAGUACGGAGCACUGCUGCGUGUCGUCCGGGCGGGAGAAGCGCAUCGGCUGGAACGCUUGGCUGGAGAGCGCGGAGGUGUCUCUGUUGCGGGAGCGGCUCCCCCCGCCAUCGCCGAUUGCGCGCGCGUCCGACACCUGCUCGACCGCGAUGAUGAGGAUGUGCCCGAGCGCAGCUAG
Leptosia nina is the source of this 2670-nucleotide messenger RNA. NCBI's taxonomy places the organism in Eukaryota, Metazoa, Arthropoda, Insecta, Lepidoptera, Pieridae. The record is from the annotation of a GenBank genome assembly.